AAAGUUACCAGGAACCCCAUAGGUGGGAGUGAUUCGUCCGGCAGAUUUUCGGAUCAAUGGGCAGCACCAAAGACGCGACGGGGUAGCGGAAGAGUCAAAUUAUUCGGAGCCGACAAAACACGCACACAUACCGAAACGGGGCAACUUUUCUUCCAAUCUUUUCACAAAGGACUCGAAAUCCCAGAACCGGCAUGGAAAAAAAUAGCAACGCACUCAGGAGUGUCCGAUCAGGGCACGGCGGAGUGAAUCAGCUCGGAGGGGUCUUUGUCAAUGGUCGCCCUCUCCCCGAUGUUGUCCGGCAGCGGAUUGUCGAGCUGGCCCAUCAAGGGGUGAGACCUUGUGACAUCUCCAGGCAGCUCCGGGUGAGCCACGGCUGCGUCAGCAAGAUUCUGGGCAGGUACUAUGAGACUGGAAGCAUUAAGCCAGGAGUAAUUGGAGGAUCCAAGCCAAAGGUCGCUACACCCAAAGUGGUAGAUAAAAUCGCCGACUAUAAGCGCCAAAACCCCACCAUGUUUGCCUGGGAGAUUCGAGAUAGACUGUUGGCAGAGAGAGUCUGUGACAAUGAUACAGUGCCUAGUGUCAGUUCUAUUAACAGGAUUAUUCGAACAAAGGUGCAGCAGCCUCCGAACCAGCAAUCACCAGUGACAUCCCAUACUAUAGCACCAAGCACAGUGGCAGUGACUCCUGUUCCAUCUGCUGCCACUGACCCAGCGGGAUCUUCCUACUCUAUCAGUGGCAUUCUGGGAAUCACACCUUCCAGUGCUGAGAAUAGCAAGAGAAAACGCGAUGAAGGUGCUCAGGAAAACCCCAUGCAAAACGGACACUCCCAUCCGAGCCGGGAUUUUCUGCGGAAACAAAUGAGGGGCGAACUCUUCACACAGCAGCAGUUAGAAGUGUUAGACAGAGUUUUUGAAAGACAGCACUAUUCAGACAUCUUCACAACCACAGAACCGAUCAAAUCAGAGCAGAGUGCAGAUUAUUCCACCAUGGCGUCACUGGCUGGGGGGCUGGAAGAAAUGAAGUCAAGUCUAACAAAUUCAGCUGACAUAGGGACCAGUGUCCCUGGACCUCAGUCUUACCCCAUUAUAACAGGUCGCGAUUUGGCCAGCACGACUCUUCCUGGCUACCCUCCGCAUGUGCCCCCUGCUGCUCAGGGCAGUUAUCCAGCCCCAACAUUGACAGGAAUGGUGCCCGGAGGUGAUUUUUCUGGGAGUCCAUAUUCCCAUCCACAGUAUACGACUUAUAAUGACUCCUGGAGAUUUCCCAAUGCUGGAUUAUUAAGUUCUCCCUAUUACUACAGCACAGCAACCCGAGGGUCAGCACCAGCAACUGCUGCAGCAACCUAUGAUCGUCACUAGCUGGUGGGGGGGUAUGGGGGAGGCAUGACCUGCAGGUAGUGAAGAAAUUGUGCACUUACAACACAUAUCAAUCAGGUCUGAGGCAACUGGAAAUGUGUGAAGCUCAGAAGCUCAAAUGUGAACUUCCUGCAGGAUAAUCAAACUGGCUUUCGAAAGACUGUGCCAAAUGUUUGUUCUGUUCAUUGUAGAAUGAUGGAAACUGCUGACUUUGGACCCACACCGAUAGUUAACCAGGCAAUCGAUGGAGUGCAUCCAGUUAGUAACAAUGAAAGACUGCUCAAGUUUCUGUUUGAAUUAGGGAAAAGUGUGUUUUUUUUUAAAAUGAGGGUAAUAUUUUAGUCCAUGUCAUUUUUUUUUAGAAUGAUUCCAAACUGAGAAGUAGCAAAGAGCUGCCUAUGUUUAAAACCCAUGGUUUGGAUUAGUGAAUCACCGUACUUGCAAGUAUUCGGAGAUUGAUAUGGGGAAGAAACAAACUAUAGAAUAAUUACACACUGCAUCAUAGCACAGAAGCCUCAACCUUAACCCUUUGUGUACUACAACAGCAUCUGCUUUUAAAACAACUUCUUAAAACAUCUAUUGCCUCUGAAAAAUUUCAGAGAAUAUUGCAUUUGGGUCAAUCCAGUUUGUGAAUUCUAACUUAUCAAAUGCCAUGUUUAAAUUGAAACACUGUUACAUUAGUGUUGCAAUAUGAUUUUUAGUUUAAGUUGAGGUCUUUCUGCACCCUGGGUUUAGAAGGCACUGAAUCGUAACUGGUCCUGUGCUGAUGAUUACAGGCACACAGGACAAUGAUGGAAGACUGAGUAGGUUCUGAGCAUUUGAUAUUGCUGUAAACCAGAACAGGCCACACACUUCUGUAGUAUCCAUAAGCUCAGUGUGAUAUGGGAAUUGCUCAGUGGCAGCUUCAUUUUGAAAGGAGACCUCUGUGUCUGUGUGUGCUCUCUCUCAUACCCAACACUGAAGACUUUGAUGUUAAUAGGGAGGCGACAAGAAUGCAAGGUUAUUGGUGACAGUAACUCAGUAACACUCACAAGCAGCAGGAAGACAAAAUCAUCUCCAAGCUUUAGUCAUGGGCCAUAAACAGGGGUUAUUUUGUUUUAUUCAUUCAUGGGCUGGCUAGGCCAGCGUUUACUGCCUGUCCCUAAUUACCCCAGAAGUCAGUUACGAGUCACCCUGCAUCCCUAUGGAUCAGAGUCAUGUGUAGGCCAGACCAGGGUAGGAUGGCAGAUUUCCUUCCCUGACAAUUGACAUUGGAUUUUUAAUUCCAGAUUUUUUAAAAAAGUUGAAACUUCCAAUUUCUAUCCACCUUCCCCUUGGUGGGAUUUGAACCUGUGUCCCCAGAACAUUGCCAGGUCUCUGGAUUAAUACUCCAGCAAUAAUACUACUGGGCCAUUACCUCCCCUUGUGGAAGACACUCAUAGCUUGGAGCCAUGGUUUGGGAUAUGCUUCGAGGUUGGUGUCACGACUGGAAGGAGUGGGAUUUGUACUGAGGGGUUAGAGUAAUGAUUGGGUGUUGUGAGAUUGAUGAUGAGGGGUUAGGACUACAUUACAAUAAUGUGGGUGUCUGUGGUGGGAGAGAGUCAAGCCUUUAGCUUGUUAAAGGUCUACUUCAUUCCUUUGGAUGUCCUGCUGUCUUACUGUUUAAACAAGAGGAUAAAGCUGGAAAGGUGUGGGGUUGGUGGCACUAGCUCACACCCUCCGGUUUUGCCAGAUGGGGGCAGUUAAAAUUGGGGCCUUAAUGUUUAACUCUCUGAGAUUUGCAUUUCAUUUUCAGGAAAUUAAGAACAUAUUUUUAAAGUGUUUAUUUAUUCAGAUAAAGUGGAAUUUUGACAUUUUUAUCUAAAUACUGUUAAAUUCUCAGCUCUAGAAUCCCAUAGUGUGGGUUGACUGAUGGGAGGCUGUGUGUGUCUUCUUUACAUGGAGUGAUUCAGAUGUGGAUGUUGUGGAGUAGGUGAGACAAAUGGCACAAAUGUAUUUACAAGGAAUCUGGAUAAUCACCUAAGGGCAAAAGCAGUAGGACAGAAUAGUAAUGGAGUAGAUGACAUAUGUGGAAAGAGGGUUGCAUGGAAUAUAGCCAUCGGCACAGGUCAGUGAGUCUGAAAUGACUGUUUCUGUGCUGUAUAUUCUGCACUGUGCUGUGUGUGUGUGUGUGUGUGUGUGUGUGUGUGUGUGUGUGUGUGUGUGUGUGUGUGUGUGUGUGUGUGUGUGUGUGUGUGUGUGUGUGUGUGUAAGGAAACCCAUUUUCCCAAAUACAAAUCAGACAUAGACCUGGAUCCAUAAAAUGCAGCCUGCCGUUCCUGAGUUAACAUUUUACUUUAUUUCUCUUUGUGAAGCUCGGACAAUGGUUUGGUGCAGUGAGUACUUGUGUUGCCACCGUUCUGUAUUCUAUUUCAUGCAUAAAUUCUCUCGGCUGAUAGAUUACUUUAAAAAAUAUUUUCUUUCAAAAAAUAGCUCUUAAAUAGUUAACUCGUUCGCGAAACAUAUCCAAUGUGGAGAAUGGGACUGUCGAAGUAAAAGACCAAGCUGAAACCCUUGGGGAGAAUCACACUUUCCCUUCACUAAACAUGGGUUGGUUUUGGGUUGUAAGAACUUUGGGUGAAAAUAGAAGAAAUUACCACUGCUCUCAAUGCUCACUGAGCUGGGCUGUUCUGUAGACCUGAAAGUAAAUGAUGGCGAUCAUCUUGUCCAUCAGACUGUCUCCAUACAACUGGUAUGUUUGAAGCUCCAUUACUAGACAUCCAACCAGUAACCCUAUCCCCGUUGGAUCCCAGCUACCUAUCCCACCAAUGAUACGAACCCCUGGAGAGGAAAGAAAAAUGACAAAAACAGAAGGACAUUUAAGGGGAAAAAAAGUCUACAAAAUAUAGUUUGGAUAUCCUUAACUAAUUGAAUAGCCCUGGAGAACACAUUACGCAUGUGUGUAUCGUCACAAACCCUAUAGGAACUGAUAACUUUUGAACAGAAAAUACAGUUAAUAGCUGAAAGAAUGACUUGUCAAGUUUUCAUGUUUUCAGCAAGUCACUGUAACAAAUGGCAGAAGACACUAUUAACUGAACACUAUCAUUUUAGGUAAUUAUGCUUUAAACCACUGAAUGGGCUACCUCUAAAACUACUACUUAGUCCAACAGAGAAAACACCCACCAAAAGGUAUUCUUUAUAUUCCAUUCAAUUUUCCCAAAAUUAACUCAAAGUGAUUCUUAACAUCCGAGGAUUUAUUCCCUUUUCUUUUUCUUUGAGUCUGAGAACUGUGAGGCUUCUUCUCUGAGACUUGUUCUCUCACCAAAGCUGGGCAACUCUCCCAGGCUAGUUUUAGUUCCUCACAACAUAUGGUCUUUAACCUUAGCAAAAUUUUUCACCCACAUUCCUGUGUAGUGAAUCAUAGUAACAUUUUGGCCCUCUCUCAAAUGCAGUUGGUCUCAAAAUACUGUGGUGUUCAAUUAUAUUUUCUGUAACCUGAUUAUUAGCAACUUCCCAGUAUUAAUGUGAAUCAUAUGGGUCUUUUGUCUAGGUAGAAAUGCUAAUUAACUAUCCUUGAGGGCCCAAUUCUCCUCCAUCUUGCAACUAAAAGACCAGCUUAAAAUGUAAGGUGACAUGUUAAACUAUUUUCAGGGGACUGGAAUGGAGACUUUGUCUCUACCGUUGAUACACAGACUGCUGCAUGUCUUCCAUCAUGAAUAUCCAGCACUUCCUUCCCUGCAAACCAAUCUAAGCCCUCCCUCUGAUCCCUAGCUAUCAAACCACCUACGCUUAUUGUCAGUCAGAUUUUUGAAUGGUAAUCUGACUCCCUUAAUUUUACUGAAAAUUUAAAGAAACAGUCCCAAUAAGAACAAUCUAAUAAGCCUCACAAUUUUAGCAAUAUUAACUGGUGGUACUUUUUGCCAAGAUUAGAGCUGGCCCAACUCAUUUUCUGAAUGUUGGUUGUGUUGCCACUGUGUUAUCAGAUGUCUACUUUCUCUCAGUUGUUGGAUAAUGGUUUGGAAACCGCUCCUCCUUGUCUGUGGUGGAAACAUUGGCCACUUGACCCCAUUCUCAUGCUAGUUCUGACUGGCAAACUACAACCAGUGAGAAUGAGGUAAAAGUUAAGGCAGAUUUCCAUAACAAACUCUAAGUAGCAUUUAAAUAGUUAGGAAAUAUGUGAGGUGUUAUCAGCGAACGUCUGGGCAGCUUGUGCCAAUGAUUUAUUUACUGAUACUGUACAUGCAGUUGGCCAACAUAACUUUGUUCACAUAAAUAGCAGUCCUGUCAUUCAAAGAGUGAAAUAUCUUAUCAUCCUCUUUGUAAGCAGUGCUGAAGAUCAAUUCUUACAAACGUGUUGUCAUCAACCUGUUCAGAGAUGUUAUGACACAUCUCUGGAGCAGGUAAGACUUGAACCUCCUGGCUCAGAAGUAGGGACACUAUCACUGUGCCACAAGACCCCUAGAGAUCAUUUCUGACAGGUAUUUGCUUCAGUACUCUGCAGUUGAUUGCACAGGAAACUUCUGAUCAAACUUUCAAUCAGUGCACAGCUUUGAGGAAGAAACAAGCAGCAUAUGGAAUAAUUUUACCCUAACUUGUCAGUGGGAGACUGAAAUGUUGCACCCUGCAUUUGUACAUUACCAGAUCUCUCACUCCUUUAAUUUUAAUGGAAUAAUCUCGGAUGAGGUGUAAGACCAGUGCUUCAUGGGAUACCAUCAGUUUCCACAUGGAUGAGUUGGGUAAAAUUGCCUCUGCAGAAUUUCAAUGAUUGUCACUGUUUCCUAUAAAAUUAUGAGAAGUUCUUCUGAAUUCAUUUAAAUGAACCGUCAGUGUCGUUAAGCAAUCUUGCUCCUGAGCAGCAACAGCUAGUAUGCUCUUGCCUGCUGACAAACAUUUAGAUCGUAGAAUCACUAUAGUGUGGAAGCAGGCCGUUCAGCCCAUCGAGUUCACACCAACCCUACAAAGAGCAUCCGACCCAGACCCAGCCCCUACCCUAGUCACUAUGGGCAAGUUAGCAUUGGCCAAUCUACCUAACCUGCAAAUCUUUGAUCUGUGGAAGGAAACCCACGCAGACACGGGGAGAAUGUGCAAACACCACACGGACCGUCCCCCGAGGCUGGGAUCAAACCCAGGGCCCCAGGUGCUGUGAGGCAGCAGUGCGAACCACUGAGCCACCAUGCUGCCUAUAUUUCCAUAGUUCUUCAGCCCAAUACAAUUGAAUAGAACAUAAAAAGGAUGUGUUUUAGGAAGGAGUAAGAUGUUUGAUUAAUGUGUGCUCAAGGUCCCAUGGCCCAUAAGUAAGCAAACACUGGGCUGUGAAGUUCACAGGUUAGUUCCACCAAGUGUCUCCCUACGCGCCUAGAUAUAUUCAGAUAAUGUCACAGGCAAAAAAAAAGAGAAGCACAAGCGAACUUGCAUUUACUAAAAUGUUUGUUUUAGUUAUUUGGGAACACACAGAGAUGAUAUUUCAUCUUGUUCUGUAGCAUGUAAAGGAUAAUAUGAUCAACAAUAGCUUAUACGGUGAAAAAGUUAAUUGGGCAAGGUGUAGAGCAGGGUACUGAUUUAUUAUCAACCAUCUUGUGUUACUGCCAAAGGCCAAAUUAUCCCUUACAUUAUCUCUCUCAUUCUUACUUUUACACCUUUCCCUCGAUACAUUCUGUCAUCUAUAUUCUCUCUCUGUCACAUACACACAUCAAUAACCCCUGGCUGCCACCAAAAAACAUUUGAUCAAACAAGUUGAUAUGAUAUUAACAUUUCCCAAAUCAACGCACGUCCAGUGACACCCUUUGUCAAAUUGGAUUCUGGGAGAUUCCUGGGAAGAUGGCAUGGAUAAAGUGGGUAAUGCUGGUUUCAUACUUCCUCCUUUAGUACAAGAUUCAACCUCCAUGUGAAAUGUGAGGCACGUAUCAUCAAAUAGCCUGACAAUAUUGUUGACAACCUUUUUCAUCCUGCAUGUAGGGCUUUGGUACGUACUUUAUUAUGUGUCAGUGUCAUCAGAGAGAAGAGGGAUGGCCUGUACAGCUUCAUUUUCUACUUAUUUUGUAUUUUUCCAAACUUUAGUGGAAUGGUAAUGAUGGAUUUGGCAGGAACUGAACUAGUAGCCCACACACUUGACAACAAAUCCCAUUGAGCAAUUGGCUUGAGAAAUAGAGUGAUACUAGGAGGGAAAGAAAAUGACUGUGAAAAUGCAAAGAAUCAGCUCGUUCAUGAGGAAGCCUGCCACAUUGCAUGAGUCUAUGUAGGAAAGAUUUCAGUCCCGUGUGGUUGACUCUUUGCAACUUCUCAAGCUGUUCAGCUAAAAUUAAGGAACUGUAAGUGUGCCUUUGUCACUUUCAGCAUCUUGAUCCUUGCUCAGCAAUGAUAAGGGGAGAGAUAUUGUUUUUCCUUCCUCCCUCAGAGAUAAGUUGCUCAUCUCCUCCUAGGCAUCUUGUCUGAUUCACUUGUCCUAGUCAUUUUAUACCCAUUUCAAUAAUUAGUCAUUAAUAUGGUAAGUUAUUAAAAUCCAAUUAGUGUUUUUCACUCCUCCCAUUGAUUUUAAAAGAUUUCUCUCCGUCCCUCAUUUGGUUCUCGCAAAUUAAAUCCAAAAGGGCUGAGUAUAUGAAUUGCCUCAGACAAUGGCAACUGGUAUUUCAGAUUACCAUUCUGUAUGCUACUAGGAGCUCCAAGGCAAUAUCACAUGUUGACUUCGCACAACCCCCAUCCUCCCUUCCUCCGUGGUUGCGCAUCAGCCUUGUGGACAGUCUCCCUCAUUGACCAGCCAGAGAUCAGGAACUCUCCAGUGUCAUAUCUUGUCUGUAAGUAAGCCACACAGCUUACUGGAUGCACUUGAAUGUUCCAUGAUGCUGAACACAUCUUUCACUCUCGAUAGCCUUUUCUUUUGUCCAAGUUCCAAGUGUCUUUCUACCUUCUUUAACUUCAGCAUACCCUCCCAAAAUGGACUAGCUACACUAGCAAGGGUGAGCGUGUUUGCAACUUAAACACAAACUAAAAAUACUUUUAUAAAGAGCAACAAUCAAAAGACAGUUAAAAACAGCUUGCAAUUAAACAAGCAAAACUUGGUUUGUGAAAUGCAUAAGCAAUGCAUUCACCAAAGGUCACUAGGCCAACUUAGAAACUCUGUACAGUAAAUAUUAAGUACUUCUUGUGAAAGUAAUUGCCUUUGAAGGAUGAAGACAAAAGAAAAGUUGUUUCCAGCAGGAAAUGCUUCUUUAAACUCUGUUUUUCUAUCUGUUUUUUGUAGGAUGUAAUUUACAGACUGAAAUGAAUUCUUGGUGUUUUUAUUUUGUGCUGUGUGUGUUGCUUUCUGGUGUAAUAACAUUUGAAUGUAAUUACUGCAGUGCCAAUUUGCCAAAGAUAUCUGAUAUUUUUCUUUAUCAUCAUUGCAAUACUGGGAUUUGUGCUUUCUGUUUCAAGUAAACUGUUGAAUGCAACUUGAGUUUUCUGAUAUUAGAUUUAGCUAAAAGUACCAUGCAAUAAGAUGGGUGUAGAUUCAAUGUAUGUGUGUACACAAGGACGAUUGUUUGUGAUCUGUUGAUGUAUGUAAUCUUAAUAUAAGAAUAAUUAUUUGUAAAUAUUUACUAUAAUUUUAUUGGUUCAUACAUAAGAAUAUAAGUAAACUUUUUUUAAGUUCAA
Stegostoma tigrinum is the source of this 8942-nucleotide messenger RNA. RefSeq names its product paired box 5 (gene pax5). Bases 192 to 1358 code for a protein of 388 amino acids. The transcript is spliced from 11 exons. Gene Ontology annotation, biological process: anatomical structure development; regulation of transcription by RNA polymerase II. The record is from RefSeq and is a predicted model, not a curated record. NCBI's taxonomy places the organism in Eukaryota, Metazoa, Chordata, Chondrichthyes, Orectolobiformes, Stegostomatidae. Gene Ontology annotation, molecular function: RNA polymerase II cis-regulatory region sequence-specific DNA binding; DNA-binding transcription factor activity, RNA polymerase II-specific.